AUGGGUAGCUCUAAGAAAUCUAUUCGCUGUGCGAUAAGCUUUUUAAAAGGGCUGAUAACAAUAUGCAGUUUUAUCAGCUUGAUUUCCGGCUCUUUGCUGCUUGGAAUCGGAGUUUACUUGCUAAUGAUGAUUGCUCAGUUCAAGGAAGAGUUUUUGACGUUCGUCAAUGACCAAGUUUUGCCGUUUACGUUAAUAGGAGUUGGAAUUUAUAUUGCGAUUACGGCGACUACAGGGCUUUGUCUUGCUUGUAAUGUCCGGAAAGCGGUCGUGUACUGCCACAGUAUUCUAUCAGUAAUCGCGUUUACUAUUUUGGUUUCCGGGGGAGUACUUUUGCUGACCUUUGAGAAUUUGGUCGCGGAAGAACUUUCGAAUGGGCUUAUUCGCCAGAUGACAAACUACAGCCAAUUCACUUCCGAACCCGAGUUAAUAGACGAAAUCCAAGUGACACUUGGGUGCUGCGGAUCAGCUGGCGCUGGUGACUGGUUAAAGUACGGCGCGCAAAAUCCACCUGAUUCAUGCUGCUCCCAGGGACACAACUGUUGGACUCACUCGAAGCUUCAACACUUGCGAGUCCAAGAUGGAUGUGUGGAUAAAUUGCUCGGAGUCAAAAAUGAAGAAGUCGAGAACAGUCUUAUCGGCACUCCUUACGACAAUCUCAAUUACUUGAUCAUUGGGAUAUUAUCAUUUGCAUGCCUGGAAAUACUUGCAGCAAUACUUUCCUGCUGCGUUGGGCUCAAAGUUCACCAACUUAGACAUUUCUCUUAUCAUUCCGGGAAGAACUAA
This is a messenger RNA of Oikopleura dioica, 783 nucleotides long. The record is from the annotation of a GenBank genome assembly. NCBI's taxonomy places the organism in Eukaryota, Metazoa, Chordata, Appendicularia, Copelata, Oikopleuridae.